Molecule: messenger RNA, 2958 nt
Organism: Nannospalax galili (Upper Galilee mountains blind mole rat)
Lineage: Eukaryota; Metazoa; Chordata; Mammalia; Rodentia; Spalacidae
Gene: Fgfr1op2
Product: FGFR1 oncogene partner 2
Exons: 7
Coding region: 232-993 (253 amino acids)
Biological process (GO): response to wounding
Source: RefSeq, a predicted model, not a curated record
UCGCGAGACGUAGCUCUGAGGGCGCGCCGGUGGGCGGCAGAGAGCGGAGAGCGCUGGGCGGCGGUGGCAGGGAUGGGGCCCUGGCACACGGGCUGCUGAGCGUCGGGCGACUGUGGCGACCGCGCACCGAGCGCUCGGCGCAGUGACCGGCCCGGGGGCCUGAUCCGCCUGUGCGGCCGCUGCUGCGGAGACGGAACAGGCCGCGCGCGCGCGAGUCCCGGAGCCGCAGAAAUGAGCUGCACAAUUGAGAAGGCGCUUGCUGAUGCUAAAGCCCUGGUGGAAAGAUUGAGAGAUCAUGAUGAUGCCGCCGAGUCUCUCAUUGAGCAGACCACAGCUCUCAACAAGCGAGUGGAAGCUAUGAAGCAGUAUCAGGAAGAAAUUCAAGAACUUAAUGAAGUUGCAAGACACCGGCCUCGGUCCACACUAGUCAUGGGGAUCCAGCAAGAAAACCGACAGAUCAGAGACUUGCAGCAGGAGAACAAAGAGCUGCGCACAUCCUUGGAAGAACACCAGUCCGCCUUGGAGCUGAUCAUGAGCAAGUACCGAGAGCAAGUGUUUAGACUGCUCAUGGCUAGCAAGAAAGACGACCAGGGUGUGAUAAUGACGUUGAGAGAACAGCACUCCAAGAUUGACAUGGUGCAUCGUAACAGCAGCGAAGGAUUCUCCCUUGAUGCAUCUCGACACACCCUUGAAGCACCUCAGCAUGGACUGGAGAGGAGACACUUGGAAGCAAAUCAGAAUGAGUUGCAAGCACAUGUUGACCAGAUAACGGAAAUGGCAGCAGUAAUGAAGAAGGCCAUUGAAAUUGACGAGCAGCAGGGUUGUAAGGAGCAGGAGCGGAUAGUUCAGCUUGAACAAGAAAACAAAGGCUUGAGAGAGAUCCUUCAAAUAACUAGAGAGUCAUUUCUGAACCUUCGGAAGGAUGAUGCGUCAGAAAGUACGUCUUUGUCAGCCUUGGUGACCAGUAGUGACCUGAGUCUGAGGAAGAGCUGAGAGGCUUCCGGUCCGGAGUGCCUGUGUGGCUCCUCCGUGCGGUCGGUCUCCUGAACCGCCCAGAAGAGAAUGGAGACAACGCAGAACUCGGCGUUAGCCAACCCUGUUUUCCUCUAGUGUGUGCAAGUGCACUGGCCAAUAGCAACAGAGAGUGCAUGGUCGUGGCCGAGACCUGUACUCCAAACAUGUCAGGAAAGUGGAGAGUGAGUAACUGAGCAGUGAAAGACGUUCUCAGUGACUGCUGGGCACAGCGAAGCUUUCAGCCGGGCUAUGGGCUUUUGGAUGACACAUAGAUAACCUGAGUACUCCCAGUGUGUGUUUGGGAAUUCUAGAAUUAUCCCAAUUUUAAAUGUAAGUUUCACCAUGGUUUUGUGAAUGGAAGCUCUUCGCUCUAAAUUGUGUCCUUCUGUUUGGUGUCAGUUAACAAAGCUUGUGUGCCACGAGGCUUCAGCUUUAGUGCCUGCCUGCUUUCCCUUACGUUCAAGUUCUUUGUCAAAGGCAAUAGGAAUGUGUUAUGCGCACCACAAGCAGAUGGCAGUUACUACAGCUAAUGCCCCGGCUCGUAUUUAGCUCAGUUAUCAAUGGCUGGCCUGUGUUUGAAAUACCAUUUCAGGAAUGAAAGAGAAGGAAUAUUACUUUCUAAGAAAGACAGUCUUAUAGUAGACACAUUGAGUAGGUUAAACUACUUUGAAAGAAUAAGUUUAAGUUCUCAGUUAAUAAUGAAAAUAAGUUUUUCCUCCCCUCUGGUUGAUGUCGAAGAAUAUACGGUUCACUUAGCUGACAGUUGAAAUCUUCAGUGCAACAAGAUAGGCAUGGUCAUCCCAAAAGUAAAUUUGGAAUCCUUCUGUUUUUAUGUAAGAAAUUACUCUUGCAAUACAUGAAAAAAUAGAUCCAAAUUUAAAAAAUGUUCUGGGUUUCUUCAGCCCAUUUGGUUCUAUCACUGUAAGAUUUCCUUACAGUCUUUCAUUUGGAAAGGGGGGAGGGGUAAAAAAUCUGUGGAGCCACAAAACUUUCUUUUGUAUUUAAGAAAUAUCUUUAUAGCCGGGCGUGGUGGCACACGCCUUUAAUCCCUGCAUUCAAGAGGCAGAGGCAGGUGGACCUCUGUGAGUUCAAGGCCAGCCUGAUCUACAUAGCGAGUUCCAGGACAGCUGGGGCUACAAGGAGACCCUGCUUCAAAAAGACAAAAAAAAAAAAGAAAUAUCUUUAUAGUAUGUAAAUUUUUUAAAGCCACAGACACAGAAAUGCUCUUUGACACCCACGGAACCUCCGUUCUUCUUAUUUCGUAGUGAUGAGAAUAAAAGGAUAAGAAUCAAAUAUGACCAAAUACACUUGUUAUUAACUAUGUGUUAGAAUGAGCACAGAUAGGAAAAGUUCUACUUUUCAGUAUAUAAUUUGUUAGAAAUCAUUACUUUGCACUGUAAUUUUUAUGUAUAAUUUCAUAUAUUGGUAAAAUUCAAACUACUUUUCACUUCAGAAGUUUUUUGGCUUGAAUUUGGGAUGAAUGGGUGGGAACAGAGCUGCUUGGGAAAGGACCGCUGGCCCGGACGUUAAACAGCACUCAUUCAGAGGCCUUAAUAGUCUGUCAGUGAGUGAGCUUGCUUUUAAGAUUUCUUUAUUGGUUCUUUGGAGAGUAUCCCUUAAUUUAAUGUCACAUUCAUUCAUAUAGUUUUAUCCCAUGUAAGAAUUUAAAUUUUUAAAAAAACAAACUCCACAGCUGACGUAAGGCUGAGGCAGUUCGUUGAGCCAGCUCUAUUACAAAACAUUGCUUGAUAAAUGAUUAUUUUUAUAAAAGAUAAUUUAUCAUUCGUCUUUAUUGAAUAUAAUUUUAAGGUCAUUAAAGCUAUUUACUUUGUUUUUAGCAUCAGUUUUCUAUCCCUGGUUUUUUUUUCCCCCAAACAGAACUUUAAGCUUAUCUCUGCAUGUGUACCGAGAAGGGACCUGUGUUGUCAGUAAAGAUGAGAGCUG